CCGUCACGCCGACACUCGACAGCAGAUGUCAGAUAGUAUUGUUGUUGCUAAUUUAUGAAUUAAUUUUGUUAUGACUUAUAUGAUUUAUUAAUCGUCGUUAGCUUUUAAUAUGACUGAAAUGGAAAACUUUUAUUUAAUUAUUACUAUUUUUUGUGGUUUAUUCACAGUAAUUAAUUGUACAAGUAUAGUGAAGCCUAGGGGUAUCGCAUUCGAACGAGCUUCACUUUAUGUACCCGACAAGGAUUUUUCAUGUUUUGAUGGAAGUUAUAUAAUUCCUUUUUCAUUUGUAAAUGAUGAUUACUGUGACUGCCCAGACGCUAGUGACGAACCGGGUACAUCAGCUUGUCCUAAUGGCACAUUCCAUUGUGCCAAUGCUGGUCACACGUCACUUGUCAUACCAUCAUCUCGAGUAAAUGAUGGAAUUUGUGAUUGUUGUGAUGGCUCGGAUGAAUGGGCAAAUAGUUUAAUGAAAGGUACAUGCGAUAACACGUGUGAAGAACUUGGCCGAGCAGCAAGAGAAGAGGCAGAAAGAGUACAAAAAAUAUUUAUGGCCGGUCAUGAAAUACGUGCUCAAUUAAUUGCUAAAGGAAAGGAACUUAGACUGGAAAAACAAAACAGAAUCACUGAACUUUUUGAAGUACAGAGAGAUGCAGAACUCGCCAAAAAUAAUACAUUAUAUGCUAAAGAAACAGCCGAAGAAAUUGAGAAGUCUGCAUUAGAAAAAUAUAAAAUAAUGAAUGAUGAAAAAAAAAGACAAGAAAAUGAAAAAGAAAAACUAAGAGACCAAAAUGAAGCUUUUGAAAUUUUUAAUCAUAUUGAUACAAAUAGAAAUAACAAAAUUGAAGAAGAAGAAGUAGAUGCAUACUCUACUUUUGAUCAGAAUAAUGAUGGUGCAGUUUCACAAGAUGAAAAAGAUUAUUUUAUGGAAAACAAAAAAGAGAUUAGUUUAGAAGAUUUCAUGUUAAAUGGUUGGAGUCGUUUAAAGCAAUUAAUACUUGCUGAAAAUGUGGAUGUAAAAGAAACUGAGCACCCAGCUGAUGACUUAGAAAAUGAUAAACAACUUGAAGAAGGAGAAGAUCAAGAUGAAGAUGAAAGUGAAACUGUGGAAGAGGAAGUUAAAUAUACAGAAUCUGAAGAACUUGAUGAAUCACAGUAUGAUGAAGAAACAAAACUUAUAGUUGAAGAAGCCAAACAAGCACGUAAUGCAUUUGAAGAAGCUGAUAGGAAAUUUAGAGACUUACAACGUGAAGUAACUCAUUUACAAGAAUCCCUAAAUAAAGAUUUUGGUCCAGAAGAUGAAUUUGCAGCUUUGGAUGGAGAAUGCUAUGAACUUUCUGAUCGUGAAUAUGUGUAUAAAUUAUGUCUUUUUGAUCAAAUAACUCAACGAUCCAAAAAUGGUGGAUCUGAAGUAAGAUUGGGUACUUGGAACAGUUGGAUUGGUGAACCGAAGUACCGUACUAUGUUAUAUGAUAGAGGACAACACUGUUGGAAUGGUCCUCAAAGAUCUACUCACGUACGUUUAAAUUGUGGCUUAGAACCAGCAUUGCUCUCAGCUACAGAACCAAAUCGUUGUGAAUACGCUAUGGACUUUGUUGUACCAGCUGUUUGUGUACAGCACAAUGAGAGGCCUUCGGCACCUGUAACAGAUGCUGAACAUGAUGAAUUAUAAUUUUAAUUAACUUGUAAUAAUUCAUUAAAUUUGUGUCAACUGUUUUUGGGGUAUUUAAUAUGAAAAUGUAUAUGUUCAUUAUUAUU
Messenger RNA from Myzus persicae (green peach aphid), 1755 nucleotides. RefSeq names its product glucosidase 2 subunit beta-like. The record is from RefSeq and is a predicted model, not a curated record. Bases 110 to 1669 code for a protein of 519 amino acids. Gene Ontology annotation, molecular function: calcium ion binding; protein binding. Gene Ontology annotation, cellular component: glucosidase II complex. NCBI's taxonomy places the organism in Eukaryota, Metazoa, Arthropoda, Insecta, Hemiptera, Aphididae. The transcript is spliced from 9 exons. Gene Ontology annotation, biological process: N-glycan processing.